UGAGCUCACAGCGAGAUAGCGCAUGGCGAUAACGCCCGAUUCCGAUCCGCCGGCAGUUUUAUUUCAGCACAAUGCCGAAUCGCCCGACGCGGAAGAUAGAGCCAAGCACUCUCCUGCGCCACUUCCUGACCUUCUGGCUGAUCUUCCUGGCACACCGGCACAUUGUCGAUGCCAUGCGAUGCAAGAUUCCCUACGAGAGGGUCCAGGAAAAUUACUGCUACUUUGUGGCGGAUGAGGAACCGCUGCACACAUCGUUCCACAAUUUCUGCUACCAGGACAAGAGGACGUCCCGCGUUUGCGUGGACAGCGAGGAGGAAAUGCGAUUCCUGGCUCAGCACCUGCACGAAAUGGGCUAUCCGGAUGGCACCAAGUUCUGGAGCGCCGGCCACCGUUGGCCGUUGGACAAUCGCUUCUAUUGGAACUACUUUGGGCGAGCUCGGCCCAUGAACUACUCGAACUGGGCUGAAGAGGAGCCCACGCCCCAAAUGGGUCGCAAUUGCCUGAUCCUGACGCUUAGCGGGGACGAGCUGGUGAUGAGCAGCGAGUCCUGCUACACGCGGGCUGUCGACAUUUGUGAGCAAUCAUUGGCGGACAGCGACUCGCGAUCCGUAAUCCACUAAUCGGCGGAUUUAAGCCAAUAUAACUACAUGUGUACCUACUUAUUUCGCACACAUUUAGGGCUGCUAAAAUACUUAAUAAUUAACUAUUAAUUUGAAUAAUAAUAGAUAAUAAUAAUUAGAAUAUAAUGUGGAAUAUCUUGAAUCUGUUUUAUAUCUCAUAGUUUCAUAAAGUUUGCAAACCUUAUCGAUCAAUCACACUUUGUUUAUAAAUUUGUAGGAAUCACAAAGUAUUCAGUAUAUAAAAAGUUUUUAUAUAAUCCAAAUCAGGGAUGACAAAAGAUGAUGAAAUCGUUAAAAAAAUAAAAAUGUUAUGCGAAUAUAAAAAAA
Drosophila kikkawai is the source of this 947-nucleotide messenger RNA. RefSeq lists its product as uncharacterized. The record is from RefSeq and is a predicted model, not a curated record. NCBI's taxonomy places the organism in Eukaryota, Metazoa, Arthropoda, Insecta, Diptera, Drosophilidae.